Messenger RNA from Plasmodium falciparum 3D7, 2412 nucleotides. Its product is annotated as elongation factor G. Gene Ontology annotation, molecular function: GTPase activity; GTP binding; translation elongation factor activity. The record is from RefSeq and is a predicted model, not a curated record. Gene Ontology annotation, cellular component: mitochondrial matrix; mitochondrion. Gene Ontology annotation, biological process: translational elongation; mitochondrial translational elongation. NCBI's taxonomy places the organism in Eukaryota, Apicomplexa, Aconoidasida, Haemosporida, Plasmodiidae.
AUGAUUAUUUUGAAACACAUUUUAUACAAAAAUAAUGGAAGGCGCUUUUUUGAAAAAACGAUUCCUAACAAAAUUUAUAACUUUUAUUUAAGUGGGUUAUGUAAGUUUUCCUCAUGUUGCAUAGAUAACUUGAGAAACAUAGGUAUAAGUGCUCAUAUUGAUGCGGGUAAAACAACGUUAACAGAAAGAAUAUUAUAUUAUACAGGAAAAAUAAAGAGUAUACAUGAAGUACGUGGUAAUGAUGGGGUUGGGGCGACUAUGGAUUCUAUGGAAUUAGAAAGAGAAAAAGGUAUAACUAUUCAAUCAGCUACUACUAAUUGUGUAUGGGAAAUAAAUAAUAAAAAAUAUAAUAUAAAUAUUAUUGAUACUCCUGGACAUGUGGAUUUUACUAUAGAAGUAGAAAGAUCUUUACGUGUUUUAGAUUCUGCAAUUUUAGUUAUAUGUGGAGUUUCAGGGGUUCAAAGUCAAACCUUAACAGUAAAUAGACAAAUGGACAGAUAUCAUAUACCUAGAAUAUUAUUUAUAAAUAAAUUAGAUAGAGAUGGUGCUAAUGUAGAAAGGACCUUACAUACUAUCGAGAAAAGAUUAAAUCUAAAUACUAUUUUAUUACAAAUGCCUAUAGGUAUUGAACAAAAAUUUAAAGGUGUAUAUGAUUUAAUUAAUAGAAAAGGAUACCUAUUUCAAGGGAAAAAUGGUAUUAUAUUAAAUGAAAUAAAUAAUAAAGAAGAAAUAUUAUCAUUAGAUAAUUCUUUUUCUUUUGAAAUAAUGGAAUUAUUAAGAAAUCGUAUUUUAGAAAAGUUAGCUGAUGUAGAUGAUGAAUUUGCUGAAAUAUAUUUAAACAAUGAUAUUAAUGAUAUAAAAAAAAAUGAUAUUUAUUCAUCUAUUCGUAAAUCUACUAUUAAAAAUUUAGUUACACCUAUAUGUUUAGGAAGUGCUAAAAAUAAUGUAGGUGUUCAAAUUUUAUUAAAUUAUGUAUGUAACUUUUUACCCUCACCAAAAGAAAUAAAUAAUUAUGGAUAUAUUAUAUAUUCAGAUGUACUAGAAGACAAAAUAAAAAAUAAUGAUAUUUGUAAUGAGACACAAAAUACACAACAAUAUCAAAGUCAAGAUCAAAAUGACAUAUCUAUUAUUAAUUACAAUAAUCAAAAUAGUAUUAAUAAUUAUACACAUAAAGAUGAUCAUCAUAGUUCUAAGAAUAAAUCGAAGAAAAAAAUACAAUUAUUAUGUGAUAAUAAUUUACCUAUGGUAGGUUUCUUAUUCAAAAUACAAGAAGAUAACAUGUAUGGACAAAUGAGUUAUUUCAGAAUCUAUCAAGGAAAAAUUAAAAAAAAAGAAAUGAUAACAAAUAUGAUGACAAACAAAAAAGAAAUAGUAAAAAAAAUUAUGAAAAUGCAUUCUAAUAUGGCUAAAGAAGUUAAUGAAGCAUCUGCAGGAGAUAUAGUUGCUAUUUGUGGUAUUAACGGUUCAACAGGUACAACAUAUACAAAUGGAAUCAACACCAAUCUACAUUUAUUAAAUAUUUUUAUACCUAAACCAGUCAUAUCAGUUGCUGUUGAAAUUUUAAAAAAAGGAGAUAUGACGAAAUUAACAAAAGCAUUAAAUAAAUUCACAAAAGAAGAUCCUACAUUUUAUGUAAAAACAGAUGAACAAACAAAAGAAACAAUUUUUGAAGGUAUUGGAGAAUUACAAUUAGAAAUAUAUAAAGAAAGAUUAAAAAGAGAAUUUAAUAUUAAUGUCAAUUUAAAAAAUCCAAAAAUUAAUUUUAAAGAAACAAUUACUAAACCUUUUGAAUGCUCAUAUACAUAUAAAAAACAAAAAGGAGGAGCAGGAUUAUAUGCACAUGUACAUGCCAUUUUUGAAACGAUAUCAGAUAAUUAUAAUGAUACAACACAUUGUACUUUUGUUAACGAAGUUAUAGGAAAUGAUUUACCAAAAAAUUUUAUACUCUCUAUAGAAAAAGCCUUUAAAGAACAAAUUGAAAAGGGAUAUCUAUACAAUUCUGAAAUUAUCAACAUGAAAAUGAGACUAAUUGGUGGUAAAAUACAUGAAGUUGAUAGUAAUGAUUUAGCUUUUAAAAAAGCUACCAUUAAUCUAAUCAAAGAAAAUUAUCAUAAUUUCUGUCCAGUUCUUUUAGAACCUAUUAUGCUUGUUGAAAUUAUUUCUAAUUAUGAACAUCAAAGUAAUAUAUUAACAAGUAUUACAAAAAGAAAGGGACUAGUAAAUAAUAUUGUUAAUAACUUAAAUAUUAUAUAUAUAUAUGCAGAUAUACCUUUAAAACAUAUGUUUAAUUAUAUAAAUGAAAUUAGAGCUAUUACGCAAGGACAAGGAACAUAUACUAUGGAAUUUUCAAGAUAUGAACAAGUUAGCAAAAAUGACCUUGACGAAAUAUUAAAGCAAAAAAGUACAGCAUAA